CAGGUUGUGCUGAUCAAUGCUAUUAAGGAUGUGGCAAAGGCCUUGUCUGACCUCAUAGGCGCAACUAAAGGAGCCGCCAGCAAGCCUGCAGAUGACCCAUCCAUGUACCAGCUCAAGGGAGCAGCAAAGGUAAGAAAUGUGUUGGCUUUCCAUUUGCAAAUUCCACACCUGGCCAUCUGAGCUCGGUAGGGACCUCACCUGUUCUCCAAGAAUUCUCAAAGGUUGUAGACAAAGGCUCUGAAAUUAAAUCCACACACUCAGUAGGGAGUCACCUAUCAUCAUCACCACCAUGUCUCUUCCUCCUCUGGGGAGUGGCAGGAAUCAUUCUAUGGACUGUUCCUUCCAAAGGCUGCUUGGAAUGUUCUGGGGUCUGUGCCUGCUUCUCCUGAGUUUUCCCCACUUGUCUAUUGAAGCUUAGUUUGAUACUGUUGGGAUAAUUUACAAAGGCAGGAUGGCUGCUUGAGCAUUCUGUGAUGAGAGCUGGCAGUUGAGCAGUUUCCUUCUCCUGACUUUCCAGGUAAUGGUAACAAACGUCACAUCACUACUGAAGACUGUGAAAGCCGUAGAAGAUGAAGCUACGCGAGGGACAAGAGCGCUUGAGGCUACGAUUGAGUACAUCAAGCAAGAACUCACGGUAAAGGCUUUGUAUAAUGAUGCUUGCGAAAUCUCUAGAAGUAGCAAGCAAACUCUAGGUCCCCGAUCCAAUGCAUUAAAAAUAAAUAAACUGGGGGUUGCUGCAUCUAUUUUUCAGGCCAGCUCCUAUUCUGUCCUCAUACAGCGCAGUUCAGCUUUUGUAAAAUUUACAGUGCAAUGCUCUGCAUGUCUACAUUAUAAAAAUAUGUGCACCCCACCACCAGAUUUAGUUCCAGGCAAUUUACAAAAUUAACAUAUCAAUAACCAUUUUUUCAGUAAUAAAAACAACAAGCAAAUUAAAGCAGUGUUCAGCACAAUGUUAAAAUGUUUAAACUACAAUCCUAGAACAGUUAAUUGGAAGUAAGUCUCAUUUAAUUCAUUGAUACUUAACUUCUGAGCAGACAUGCAUAGGAUUAUGCUGUAAAAUAGUUAUGUCUGCAUGUUUUUUGCUGUACUUAAUUGCUGUUUUAUUGUAACUAAAUUUGUUUGUAUGGCCAUUCUCAAUUCUAAUUGAAAAGGCACCUACUCAGCAAAGGCUGCUUCAGAGGCUGUGAUUUUAUUUUUAUUUUUAAAUGAAGUCUGUGAGCAAGUCAACUCUAGCCAGCAUUGUCAGUGAUCAGGGAUUAUGAGAGCUGUAGUCCCUCAGCAUCUGGAGUGCCACAGAUUUCCCAUUCCUGAUAUAAAUCAUUAUGCAAAGUUGUUGGGGCGGAGGGAGGCAUUAGCAUUUCAUUAAAGAAAUACUGUAAAUCUGGUUGCUACAGUGUGCAGACUGGCUUCCUUCUCUCCAUAGAACUGGAACCAUCAUCCUGUGGGUGGCAAGUAGACAUAGUAGGCUGUCAGUGGUCCAUGUCUAAUAUUACUCUGAUUUAAGAGUGGCUUUCUUCAGCCGCUGUACAUGAGAUUCCCAUCUUGGUACCUUAUAUGCUAUCAUGUCGGGGUGUAAGUCAGGUAUACUGCUGAAUGGAUGUAGUGCAGGCCCUCUAACAUUGGAGGAAGAGAAGACCCGCUUCUGGGAACCAGAAGAGAAGGGUGAAAUAGACUGGUAAUGAAGGAAGUGGCUGGUUCCUGUGUCCAAGUGGAGGCAUGUGUGGUUCUGUCCAAAGAAUAUCAGGAACACAAACCUCUUCACUGGGAGAUGAUUUUGUUUGAGGUGGGGGGGGGGAACCAGCUGUUUUCCACUUAAAUGCCUUGCUUUUUGACAUUUUGGAGGCUGUUUCCACGCCAGAGUUUAACCCUUCCAAACCAAACGUGUUUGGGGCUGGGGGCUUGCUUGUAGGUGUUUCAGUCAAAAGAUAUUCCUGAAAAGAACUCAUCACCUGAAGAAUCAAUCCGGAUGACGAAAGGCAUCACCAUGGCGACAGCCAAAGCCGUAGCAGCUGGGAACUCAUGCCGACAGGAGGACGUGAUUGCCACAGCCAGCCUGAGCCGCAAAGCUGUAGCUGACAUGCUGACAGCUUGCAAG
Podarcis lilfordi (Lilford's wall lizard) is the source of this 2095-nucleotide messenger RNA. NCBI's taxonomy places the organism in Eukaryota, Metazoa, Chordata, Lepidosauria, Squamata, Lacertidae. The record is from the annotation of a GenBank genome assembly.